Procambarus clarkii (red swamp crayfish) is the source of this 945-nucleotide messenger RNA. RefSeq lists its product as uncharacterized. Lineage: Eukaryota; Metazoa; Arthropoda; Malacostraca; Decapoda; Cambaridae. The record is from RefSeq and is a predicted model, not a curated record.
AUGGGGAUGGGACGAGAGGGCGCUGGUGAACAAGCACAAGAGGACGCUAGAGAACAAGCACAAGAGGACGCUCGAGAACAAGCACAAGAGGACGCUAGAGAACAAGCACAAGAGGACGCUAGAGAACAAGCACAAGAGGACGCUAGAGAACAAGCACAAGAGGACGCUCGAGAACAAGCACAAGAGGACGCUCGAGAACAAGCACAAGAGGACGCUAGAGAACAAGCACAAGAGGACGCUAGAGAACAAGCACAAGAGGACGCUCGAGAACAAGCACAAGAGGACGCUAGAGAACAAGCACAAGAGGACGCUAGAGAACAAGCACAAGAGGACGCUAGAGAACAAGCACAAGAGGACGCUCGAGAACAAGCACAAGAGGACGCUCGAGAACAAGCACAAGAGGACGCUCGAGAACAAGCACAAGAGGACGCUCGAGAACAAGCACAAGAGGACGCUAGAGAACAAGCACAAGAGGACGCUCGAGAACAAGCACAAGAGGACGCUCGAGAACAAGCCCAAGAGGACGCUAGAGAACAAGUACAAGAGGACGCUCGAGAACAAGCACAAGAGGACGCUAGAGAACAAGCACAAGAGGACGCUCGAGAACAAGCACAAGAGGACGCUCGAGAACAAGCACAAGAGGACGCUCGAGAACAAGCACAAGAGGACGCUAGAGAACAAGCACAAGAGGACGCUCGAGAACAAGCACAAGAGGACGCUCGAGAACAAGCACAAGAGGACGCUAGAGAACAAGCACAAGAGGACGCUAGAGAACAAGCACAAGAGGACGCUCGAGAACAAGCACAAGAGGACGCUAGAGAACAAGCACAAGAGGAAGACAGAAGGAAAGCCGCACCCGCAGAGACCUGGAGCCGGGUAGUUGUACUUCAGAUUCAAGCAUUAUACUCUAAGAUGACCCGCGAGCUCACCUGUCGCCCCACUUAG